Messenger RNA from Ornithorhynchus anatinus (platypus), 2281 nucleotides. RefSeq names its product translation initiation factor IF-2-like. The coding region runs from base 77 to 2146 and encodes 689 amino acids. The transcript has 4 exons. Lineage: Eukaryota; Metazoa; Chordata; Mammalia; Monotremata; Ornithorhynchidae. The record is from RefSeq and is a predicted model, not a curated record.
CGGUGAUGCGGAUGGUUCCUCCCAGGCCCAGACCCGGGGUCGGGCAGGGCAAGGAAAGUCAGCCCAGGCCUGGAAGAUGUGGGACUUCCUGGAAGCCCUCCUGUUCCCGAUCCUUGCCAUCUUGUGGGUCAAUAAAUGGCCUCUCUCCGACGGGGGGUUCGCCCUUCUCUUCCUGGCGCUGCUGCUCUGGCAGGCCCGGAGGGGCCACAUUGGGCUGAAGAAGAACCAAGAAAAGACCCACAACAUGCAUCGUCCCAAGAACCGGCUGGAGGGUGCAUCAGCUAAAGUUCGGAGCUUGGGCCAAGAACACCCCAAGGAUCGAGCGGAAGUCCUGCAUAUCCUGAAAAGGCAUGACAUGGGCAUGUUCUGUGGAAAAUCUGGCCGUGCCGUCUGCCAGCGUCUCAGAGAAGAAGCCUAUGGAGUGUUCUCAAAGGACAGCACCCUCUACCGCGUGCUCCCACCACCCCCGGCCGGUAGGGAGAAGGUGACUCGGCCCGGGUCAUCUUUCCACCGUUCCAGAGAGACCGCCUCCCGACCUCACAGCUCCAAAUCGGGUGAAUGUUGCUGUAGUUCAAAGGUCAUGAUCCUCCCUGCAGACGUAGGGCCUCAAACUCCUCAAAUGGAGAAGCGACAAGAGCCCCAGCAGCUGGGUUUCCCACCUUCUGGCCACAGCACAUCAGUGGUCCCUGAAGAGAAAGCCCACAGAGACGCAGAACAAACAUCUGCUAAGCAGCAGCGAGAGGCCAAGGCCUUGACCCUGGAAAUCGAGCCCCCCUCCCGGCCCUCUUUCCUCGCCCCCAAGACCCGCAGCUUCCUGGAGCAACACUUGAAGUCCAUGCUCCAUUUCCAGCAAUGCAGGCUGCCCAGUUGGGUCCUGGAGGCCCAGAGUCUGUUACCACCUCAGGCGGGAGAGCAAGACAUCCAGCCUGGCUCUCCCUGGAGAAAAGAUUUGGUCGUGCCUGAAGAUUCCCACAGGAUGAAGAUGAUGAAGAGCAAGGAGGCCCUGGAAGAGCACAUGGCCCAAAAAUGUCAUCAGCUGAGACAUGGGGACAUCCCCCCCGUAGUACACAAUGGUCAAGGCGACACCAGCCCCUCACCGCCGGUGGCCCUCCCCACAUCGCCGAGCCCUCUGGCUCUCUUCGGCCCCAGAAGUCCAGCCCCCACCAUAGAAGACUCCCCGCCUCCGGACCUUCUAGAGACCAGACCUCAGUCGCCAGCCCAGAGGAUCGCUUCUCCGAUGCCGAGCUCGAGCCCCAGGCUGCGGGAGGACCAACCACUCCCGGUGGAACCCUCAGACCUGCCCGAGGCUUCGCUGAAGAAGAGCCUGGAAUCGGUCACGCAGCAGAAACACGUGGACGUCAUCUCUGGGUGUGACACGCGUGACAUGCACUACGAUCCAGCUGCCGACAGGGUCGUCUCUCCAUCGGGACCUGUCCAGACGGGACUGAGCCCAGAGGACGAGCCGGGCCUGCAAGCAGACCGUUCAGAAUGCAGCACGGUAGAUCGGGAGAAGGGGGGGACAUCUGAAGAACCAAAACUCUCCCCCGUCACCCAACGCCAGGUGUUUUCAAUGGACAGCAGGGCAGGUGACCAUUCUCACAGAGUCGGAGACCGUGACGGGCCUCAGAAUCCUACUGCCCAAGUCCCAGGGCAGGAGAGAGAGGGGCCCGGUCUCCUGGGCUCCUGCCACUCAAAGCCUUCAAUCUACCCUCCCAAGACUGCAUUUAGCUUGAGGGUCCCUGUGAACAUCCAGAGAGGGGAGAGAGGCAUCCAGAGACGGGAGAGGGACCCCAGCCAAAGGGACAGCAGGUCCUCUGUCUCUGCCUUGGCAGAAAGGGGACCAGCUCCCACCAUGGCUCACGGCCCUGGAGUUUCCACCUCAGGGCCAGUAAGCACCAGAAGGGGCCAAAAGCCGCCACCCAGAGUCACGUUUUCUGAACAGGUGAAGACGUGGUUUGGCUCCAAAGGCCAGCAGGCGGGCAUCAGCCCCAGGGCGCGGACGACAGCCGCCGUAGCAGAGCCAGGCAAGCCGAGCUCAACGUCACCGGGGAAUACUAAACCAUCCUCCCCGACCCGCCAACCCGUGAGCCGCCGCCCUCGGAAAGGAUUCCCGGGUCACAGUCCACAUGGGCCCGGGGCCCCAUAAACCCGCACGAAGAUCAAGAUUCAAGGGAGGCUUUCUGGCGCAUGGGCUAAUCAGCCCGGUCUCCCAACAGCACGGUUUCUAAUUUCGUUCGCUGUCCUGAUCUCUGUUGAAAUAGACUCAUCUUCCUGUGGGAGA